Molecule: messenger RNA, 869 nt
Organism: Trichomycterus rosablanca
Lineage: Eukaryota; Metazoa; Chordata; Actinopteri; Siluriformes; Trichomycteridae
Product: tumor necrosis factor receptor superfamily member 14-like
Exons: 6
Coding region: 135-869 (244 amino acids)
Biological process (GO): defense response to Gram-positive bacterium; positive regulation of T cell migration; positive regulation of peptidyl-tyrosine phosphorylation
Cellular component (GO): external side of plasma membrane
Molecular function (GO): protein binding
Source: RefSeq, a predicted model, not a curated record
UUAAAAAUAUGGCUGCUGAUGAAAACCAUCCAGAACGGUGAUUUGUUCUGGAUCAGAAAUAGCAGGAAUAACUUCAGUGGAAUAUGCAGUAACAGAUGACCUGAACAUCUAAACACCAAAAAGUGAAGGAACAUAUGAAGAGUGGGGAGGAAACGUUUAUUUCUUCUUUCAAAUUUAAGAUGAUUGGUAGUUUGGAGACUUUUUGUGUUAUUGCUGCUCUAUUACUACUUCAUUUUGAACAGUGUAAUAGCGCUUGUGCCCGAGCUGAAUAUGAGAUAAAUGGAGAAUGCUGUCCCAUGUGUGCACCAGGAACCCAUGUUUAUAGACAUUGUACUGAGUACACCAGUACAACCUGUGUACCAUGUACUCAAUCAACUUACACUGCAGAACCCAAUGGGCUUUCACAUUGCCUUAGCUGUAAAAUGUGUGAUUCUGGACAGGGAUUAAUGGUAAAAACUCCCUGCACACUAACUUCAGAUAAAGUGUGUGAGCCGUUAAAUGAAUAUUACUGUAUAGAUCUACAGAAAGACAGCUGUAGACAUGCUGAAAAACACACAACAUGCAGUCCUGGACAAUACAUAAAGCAUAAAGGAACAGCUUUUACAGACACUGUAUGUGAUGAAUGUGCAGAUGGUACCUACUCCAAUGGCUCACUUCAAAUUUGUCAGGAGUAUUCAAAAUGUGAAAAUAUGAAUCUUAUAGUAAUAAAUCCAGGAACAAAAUCUACUGAUGUUGUUUGUGGAAAACAAUCUCCAGUGAUUUUAAUUGUCUCAUCUGUAGUUGUUGUAGCACUCAUAGUUGUAGCACUCAUAGUUGUAGCAUGCAUCUACAAAAAGAAACAAUGGUGUAGGCCAAACGAUGUUAUUUAG